CCACAGAAUAUCUGCACACAGACCAGACUUAAAAGCAGAGUCGGUUUGUUUUACUCUUUAGACUAGCAGAACCCAUUUUGUUCCACUCUUUAGACUAGCAGAACCCAUUUUGUUCCACUCUUUAGACUAGCAGAACCCGUUUGUUCCACUCUUUAGACUAGCCCAGGUAGUCCUGCAGUAAUGGAGCCUGGGUCGACCGUGAGUGCAGUGAGGAGUAGCAGGGUUCUGUGUGGCACAGAGAUACGGCCUGCUCUGAUUGUCAUCAAGGAGGGAAAGAUACACAAAAUCCUCCCAGACUCCAGUGGUUCUACUGGGGAUACUGCUGCUGGCUGUGAGGUGUUGGAUGUGGGAGACCAUCUGGUGAUGCCUGGUAUCGUGGACUGUCACGUCCAUGUGAAUGAACCGGGUCGCACCACCUGGGAGGGAUUCUGGACCGCCACGAGGGCCGCUGCUGCAGGAGGGGUCACUACCAUAGUGGACAUGCCCCUCAACAGCAUCCCGCCGACCACCACCCUGGAUAACUUCCAUGAGAAGAUGGCAGUAGCGUCGGGAAAGUGUUUUGUGGACACUGCCUUCUGGGGAGGGGUCAUCCCUGGCAACCAGCUGGAGCUGCUCCCCAUGAUCCGGGCUGGGGUGGCUGGUUUUAAAUGUUUCCUGAUCCACAGUGGAGUUGAGGAGUUCCCUCAUGUGACUGACGAGGAUCUGCACAUCGCCAUGAAACAGCUACAGGGCACAGGGAGCGUUCUCCUGUUUCAUGCUGAGAGGGAUGUCCCCCUGCCAUCAGAGGAAGAAGAGAGGGAUGUCCCCCUGCCAUCAGAGGAAGAAGAGAGGGAUGUCCCCCUGCCAUCAGAGGAAGAAGAGAGGGAUGUCCCCCUGCCAUCAGAGGAAGAAGAGAGGGAUGUCCCCCUGCCUACAGAGGAAGCAGACCCCAAGGAGUACUCCACCUUCCUCAAGUCCAGACCAGAUGUUAUGGAGCUGGAGGCCAUUCGAACUGUCACUGAGCUCUGCCUGAAAUACCAGGUGCAUUGCCACAUAGUGCACCUGUCCUCUGCCCAGCCCCUGGCUCUGAUCCAGGCUGCGAAGCAGGCCGGAGCCCCUCUGACAGUGGAGACCACCCAUCACUACCUCAGCCUGUCUGCUGAACACAUCCCUGCUGGGGCCACACAGUUCAAAUGCUGUCCUCCCAUCAGAGGGGUAGCUAACCAGGAGCAGCUGUGGUCUGCCCUGAAGUCUGGUCAGAUUGACAUGGUUGUGUCAGAUCACUCCCCCUGCACACCAGACCUGAAGAGAUUGGACAGUGGGGAUUUCACUCAGGCCUGGGGAGGGAUCUCCUCCUUACAGUUCGGUCUGUCUCUGUUCUGGACGUCAGCCAAUAAGAAGGGUUUCACUCUUCCAGACGUGGUGAGGCUCCUCUGCCAGCGCACUGCACAACUCUGUCGCCUUGACAACCAGAAGGGGAGCCUUGUUCCCGGUCACGAUGCAGACCUGGUCAUAUGGGACCCAGAGAAGGAGUUUGAGGUGAAAGACGCAAGUAUACAUCACAAAAAUAAGCUAACUCCCUACCUGGGCCUGACGUUGCUUGGGGAGGUGAGUGUCACCAUCGUCCGAGGCAGAGUGGUGUACAAGCAGGGUUCCUUCUCUCCUACGCCCCUGGGGAAGCAUCUCCUCCUCCCCCAGGGGACGACCCAGGUCUCCCUGUGUGAUGGAGAGAAGACCGAGGGGACCCAGGCCUCACGGUGAUGGAGAGAAAAGACCGAGGGGACCCAGGCCUCACGGUGAUGGAGAGAAGACCGAGGGGACCCAGGCCUCACGGUGAUGGAGAGAAGACCGAGGGGACCCAGGCCUCACUGUGACUCCCUGGAAAACAGUGGCAAGACAUGUUACUGAGGGGACAAUCCUGGCUACAUAAAUACAAUACAAUUAAAUAAAUGGACCAUGGGGGGAGGGGGGGCAUGUGUGUCUCAAAGUUCAGAUGCUUGACUGUUGUUUUAAUAAAUAAAGUAAUCUCUU
Oncorhynchus keta (chum salmon) is the source of this 2010-nucleotide messenger RNA. RefSeq names its product Allantoinase, mitochondrial. Gene Ontology annotation, biological process: purine nucleobase catabolic process. The transcript is spliced from 11 exons. The record is from RefSeq and is a predicted model, not a curated record. NCBI's taxonomy places the organism in Eukaryota, Metazoa, Chordata, Actinopteri, Salmoniformes, Salmonidae. Gene Ontology annotation, molecular function: allantoinase activity. Gene Ontology annotation, cellular component: cytoplasm. The coding region runs from base 181 to 1740 and encodes 519 amino acids.